AUUUUUCAUUCACGUUCUCGCCGUUCUGUCAAACGCUCGUUUGCGUAGCGGAAAUCAGCGAAUUUGUUUGUGUGUGAUUCGAUCAUUGAUUUCUUGUUUUUGUUUAUAAACGCGGUGUCGAAAUGGAAAUAUUACACCAAUACUGUACGUCCAUCCGCUAAAUUAUAAUUAUAUGUAAUAGCAAAACAAUAUUGUGUAAUCCGACCGGUGGUAAUCGAAUAAUCGUAUGAGAAUUAGAUCGUUGGCAAGGUCAAGAAAAGUCUUUGAGAACUGCGUGUACCGAUGCUUGCAGAAACUGUCUUUUAUUGAUAUUGUUUUGUGAUAGUGCCUGUGUAGUGACAAUGGGUUCCACGGGGCUGACGUUGGCGGAUUUGCCGAACAUUUUCAUCAUGAUAGGCGCGCUGGUUGCGCUGUUUGUGAUGUUGAUAAUACUGCUCAGAAACAUGGAGGUGAUCGGAAUAGUAGGCGAAGGUCGUGAGGAUGCGUGGGGCCGAGCCAUGCACCCACCGAGGCUGCUGAUGCAGAGGGUUCACAUCCCCUUCACAUUCAAGCUGAAGGAAAACGAGCCAUUGGGUUAUUCAGGAGUGAGCUGCGUCGUGUCCUCAACAGUCCGGUAUUGGCACGCGUGCUGGUGGGGGGCGCCUGUGAAGGGCCUGCACCGGACGCUGUGGCGCCCCCUGCCGGACAUCCUCGCUUCCACACAGCUCAGUUUCACUGCAAGCAAUCCUCAUGACGAGAAGGAGAUGAGGCUAUCCACAGACGAGCCCUUACAACUGGGCGCUCCCCCACGGAACUGCUACCCCCUGGUGGUGAUCCUGGCGAGAGACCAGAGGGACACGGCUGAACUGAGGCCGGAUGAAACGGUGGCGCUGGUGACGGUGGUCCACAUCAAAGACGAGCAGUGCCCUUUACCGAGCGGCAUUCUAGCGCAGUAUCUCAAACAGGCCAAUGGGAAUCUGACAUGUCUCAAGCAACUGUACGUGACGGGCGAGGCGGAGGAGGAGUACGGCGUGCGCGCGCCGCUGGCGCUGUGCUGCGUGUGCGCCGCGCGGCCGCUGUCGCGCGCGCUGCUGCCGUGUCGGCACGCGUGUCUCUGCGCCGGCUGCUUGUACAAGCUGGACAAGUGCCCGAUAUGCCGCAGCCCGAUCACCAGCUACUUCUGCAUCCGCAACGACGACGAGAUGGAGCUCAAGCCGCAGACUGUCUUCAACCGGAGGCUCUUCAACCUGUUCCACUACCAUUAGUGCUCACACGGCUAAAGGAAAGUCACGGCGGCGCAAAAAUUAUUGUGUGAUUUUGAAAGCCGCAAGCAAUGUAUUUGACAUUCUACCGACUUCUAUAUAAUAUGUUAUGUGGAAUGUUCGUUUGUGAUUUAACUUAGUUGAAAAUUUGUGGUUAAUGUACGAAAAUAUUGACUGUAGCAGUGUUAUUAUUUUUUAAUUGAGAAAAGAAAACAAGGUAUGUUAAUCUAGUUAAGUGUGGGUGCAAAAUAUGGAACUGUGAUAAAAUUGAGAAGCUUUGUGAAUUUGCUACAAUGUAAAUAGUAGGAUUUAGUUUUUAAUUAAAAAAAAAAUUAACGUCAGUAAAGUAUCAUCAGUUUUUAAAGCACUUGAAGAUUUUUUUUCUUUCGACCCGCUGAUUUUCGUCCCACAUAGACAUGUUCACGAAGUAAGCAUAUAGUUAGGGACGAGUCUGGAUUUUUUUGUAUAGGACAAACAUCUGUGGGUCGAACGGAGAAUGUAUCUUAAACUCGAGAAAUACAAAGUGUCACUGAAUUUACGUGUGAGAAAAUACUAUUGUUUGUAUUGUAUACGGCAAAACAAUAUUUGUUUACUUCUAGUCAAAGUGCUUGAACUUGAUUGCUCGAUUUUACUUUACUACCUAACGUUGAUGAGUUGUGGUUAUGACCUGAGUUGAGGUUAGCAAGAGUUUUUGCGAAAAUUUAUAACAUAUCGCCAAUGUUAACAUUUAUAUGGGAAAUUAAAAGUUUUACUUACAUAUUCGCAGAAACUCAUGCUAACUCUUCAGAUUCGCCCUCGUCCGUGACACAGAAAAUUAAUGUACAGAGUCUAAGCCACUUAUUGCUUAUAUAAAAGGAACACUAAUUUUCACGAAAAAGUUAAUAUUAUUAUGUUAAAAAUCUUUAUGUUUAUACUGUGUUAAGUAUAUUUUCUGAAUUUUGGUUAUUGAUGAAUAAAUUGUAAAAAUCCGUUGUAUUUCCCGAAGCGCAUUUGGACAAAACUUGAACUCUGAAUAACUAUUUAAUAUAUGUAUUUGUUAUAAAAAUAUAGUAUUGUUGAGUUGGUAUCCCAUAACACAUUAAACUUACUUUGGGGCUAGCUCAAACUGUGUGAUUUGUCCUAAUAUAAUAAUAUAUUCCCUCCCAUUUGUACUGUGGUGGUCCGCGGACAUUUAAAUAUUAUUAUGGCUAAUUUAUUACUUAAACGUGGACAUAAUUUUCCUAGGUAGGUCAACACAGUGCGCAUACUAUAACACCGUACAAUACUAUACCACAUCUGCAUUGUAGACAGAGAAAAAUGUAGACAUCGUAAUUUUUCGCUCAUACAUGAUAUAUACCUAUUAGAAAUACGCGUGACAGAGUACUAAUAUGUGUUGUUCCUUUCGUAUGAGAAAUGCCGGAAAAUUGUAUGUUAAUCUACUAUCUAUACCCGAUUUUAGUUCUGUCUUUCCCCUGAGGGACCUCCUUUGCGACGGAAAUAGUGACUAAAUUGCAAUAAAUUUGACUACAUUUGCUUGUUGACUGUACAUACAUUUAGAGUACGCGAGUUUUCGACGAAUUUAUUUAUUCCUUUGUGCACAUAGUCCUUAGUUUAGUUUCCAUGCGGUCAAAUACUCAAAAGCAUAUUCAAAACUUCUACACGUAAUAUAUCCUUUCAACUAUCGCUGGAAGAGAUCCCUUCGUAGGACAAGUCCGCUAUUGUCUUACCUUCUUGUUGUGUAUGUAGUUUUAACAUGUGUUUGUACAGAAAUAUAUUACAAACUAAUUAUGACCUACAUAAUUUAAAUCUUAUCGAGACACAAGGUUCAAUCCUAAUCCUAACUAAUAUUAUAAAUGCGAAAGUAAGUUUGUUGAAAUUUUACAUAAAUGUAAUUUAUAGUAUGGAGAAGGACCGUACUUUUCAUCCCGGAAAAAUAACUGGUCCCGUGGAAAAUUCACGCGGGCGAAGCCGUGGGCAACAGCUGGUAAUAGAUAAAAUUACGAUUUAAUGCUUUUGAAUAUCUGACCUUAUAGUAUGAUAAUUGUGUAGACAUUUUGUAAACCUAUUUUGAUUGUGAUUAUUCAGAUUGAAAAACCCCAUAAUUAUAUAACCAUUCAUUUCGCUCAAACAAGACGACUUGACGACAUGACGACCUCGAUGGCGCAGUGGUUAAGUGCUUGCCUCUGAACCGAGAGGUCCCGGGUUCGAUCCCCGGUCGGGUUCAUGAUGGAAAAUUAUCUUUUUCUGAUUGGCCCGGGUCUUGGAUGUUUAUCUAUAUAUGUGUUUGUUAUAAAAUAUAGUAUCGAUGAGUUAGUAUCCCAUAACACAAGUCUCGUACUUACUUUGGGGCUAGCUCAAUCUGUGUGAUUUGUCAAAUGAAUUAUUAUUAUUACAAGGAAGAAAAAUGCAUAAUAGAAAUACACAAGAAACGAGACAGAUCGCUAAUAUAUUUUGUGAUUUCCAACGAAUUGGCCGCUUUGUAUGGAAUAGGAAUUUGGCAACGACAGUUUUAUUUAGUCCUUGAUCUAAUAAAAUAUAUGUUUAACAGGUGCGCUUUAGCUUAAACUGCCAGUCUGUAAAUUAUAUUGCAUGUGGGUAAUGUUCGUUUGAAAUAGUUUUGCAAAAUGUAUGUGUUAUUUAAAUGUAAUGUGCCCUAAGACAUAGUCUUCCAUACGAUAGAAAAGACACGGAUCUCACGACGCACCCGUUUGCAGCUUAUACAUCAUUGUAAACUAAAUAAAGAGUUCUAGAAAACGUUA
Plodia interpunctella (Indianmeal moth) is the source of this 3979-nucleotide messenger RNA. Its product is annotated as cell growth regulator with RING finger domain protein 1-like. Gene Ontology annotation, biological process: negative regulation of cell growth. The record is from RefSeq and is a predicted model, not a curated record. Lineage: Eukaryota; Metazoa; Arthropoda; Insecta; Lepidoptera; Pyralidae. The coding region runs from base 342 to 1244 and encodes 300 amino acids. The transcript has 8 exons.